AGGCGGAGGAUGAUCCCGGCGGCGGCCGGUGCGGCGCGGGCCAGAGGCGCGGCGCGCGAAACCUUGGGCUCCCCGGCGGAGCGUGGCGGAGGGCGGACGGGCAGGCGCGGGGCUCUGGAGCCCCGGAUCCCGCUUUGUUUCCCUUGCCUCCUCGGUGGCGACGUGCAGGGGUCGUCCGAUCGGCGCAACACGCCGCGCUCGGAAGGGAAGGGGCGGACAAAAAAAGACCAAAUGGCCAAGCAACCUUCUGAUGUAAGUUCUGAGUGUGACAGAGAAGGUGGACAAUUGCAGCCUGCUGAGAGGCCUCCCCAGCUCAGGCCUGGGGCCCCUACCUCCCUACAGACAGAACCGCCAGGUAAUCCCGACGGCGAAGGGGACCGCUGCCCCCACGGCAGCCCUCAGGGCCCGCUGGCCCCACCGGCCAGCCCUGGCCCUUUCGCUACCAGAUCCCCACUUUUCAUCUUUGUGAGAAGAUCUUCUCUGCUGUCCCGGUCCUCCAGUGGGUAUUUCUCUUUUGACACAGACAGGAGCCCGGCACCCAUGAGUUGUGACAAGUCAACACAAACCCCAAGUCCUCCUUGCCAGGCCUUCAACCAUUAUCUCAGUGCAAUGGCUUCCAUAAGGCAGUCUCAGGAGGAACCUGAAGAUAUGCGCCCAGAGAUACGGAUUGCACAGGAGCUGCGGCGGAUCGGAGAUGAGUUCAAUGAAACUUACACAAGGAGGGUGUUUGUAAACGAUUACCGAGAGGCUGAAGACCACCCUCAAAUGGUUAUCUUACAACUGCUACGCUUCAUCUUCCGUCUGGUGUGGAGAAGGCACUGACAGGCAGCCAGGAUAAAUGGCGGACUUUGCUCUGGCUCAGACUGGGAGGACCCCAGCACUUCCACCUCUUGGUGCUGCGACAGUACGUCUAGUGGUUCUAUCCCAGCGAGGUGUGCUGAGCGUGGACAGCGCUCUGCACUGUGUCAGUGUGAACGGAACCUCUGUUCAUCACCACAUGGCUGAAUUUUCAGUAAAUAUUUGUUGUGAAUGUAAAGAAGGGAGGGUUUUUCUCUUUUUAAUGUACAGAUCCUAGGAACAGAGAAAUAUGCAAGAGAGGUGUUUACAUGUGGCGUGUUAAUUUUUUUAACCCACUUUCUUUGAUAACUUUUUUUGUUUUGUUUCAGAAAGGAAAGCUUUUUAGCCAAUUUAUGAAUGAUUUUUAUACUCAAAUUCUUAACCCGUUACCUGCUCAGAGGAUUACAUAACCCUGCAGCAGGAGCUGAGCCAGCUGAUUUAUAAGGCUGCCUCAGUUUAUUUUUAGAAAUUACUGUACAGAAUUUUUUAAACAGGAAGAGUAUGGUGUUGCCUCUCUCCUCUGCCGUGGCCUCUUAGAGUUUCCUUUUGAAUUAUUACUACCAAAACAGUUCUUAUGAAAUGCAAUGAGUUCAGGUGGCAGAGACUCUGUUCUGGUACGCCACUUCCAUUUUGUAAAUAUUUACCUCCUUAGCUCAGUCGCUCCUGUGGCAGGAAUUCACACUUUUCCCACUUCCCCUCGACUCCUCAGACCCCUCCGCCUGUCUCCAAACUGAUGCACAGGUUGAGCCCAGGGUGUUUUCAGUUGUAUUUGUGUCAGCAAGGGCUAGGGGCUGCCCGGAUUGUUCCCAGCUCCAUCAAUCAAGCUGACUCACAGGAAGGGCUCCUGUGCACUUCGCUUCUCUGUGGUGGGUGUGUUUGUCUCUAUCCUGAGAGAAUGUGGGCCUACACACCACUUGGCUGGAGCUGUUAGCUCUGCUGGUUGCCGCCUUCACCUUCGCCGCCGCUGCUUUGCUGCGUGUACCAGAUGAGCUGGAGCCCACACUUUCUUGGGGAUUGGCCAGGCCAUUUCAGGAGCAAAGAGCUCAGGUGAUCCUUUCCUGGUAUGUCAUUCUGCCCACCCCAAACGGCCUGUGAUUCCUGGAUUUCAUCUCUAUUCCUUUGAGUUAGGGGCUGGCCCUGCUUCAUCAGUUUCCAUACAUAGGAAACCUCCUCCACUGUACCAAGUAAAGCAUUUGUCUUCCACAAGAUGUCUGCCUGCUUUACUCUCUCCAUUUUGUUAAUGCUUGGCUCUUGUUGGGCCACUUGUGUCUGGGGUGGGGGUGGGGUGCCCUUUCUUGGUGCCUGCCCUUAGGACCACAUGGGCCGGCAGCCACCCAUUGGUCAGUUACUUCAAGAGCAGGUGGGACUGGAAGUAUAGCCUGGCGGAGGAGUGCUUUCUAAUGUAUAAAAAGCCCUGUGUCCCAUCCCCAGCACCUCUGGAAACAAGCAGCAUACCUGUAGGCAGACAGCCAGGGGAGAUUCCAAAAGACCAAGAGGAAAGAACAUGGGAGGGGUGGGGCAAGUGGCCAGCCCUCUACCUUGUGAGAACUUCUGACAUCAGGCAGCUUGCGUAGGGAGGUGUGUGAGUUUCCACACAAUCAGCGGUGCCAACGACUGCUUUAGGCCUGUAGAAAGCCAGUGGUUUUCCUUACGUUGUGCAAGUAGAGAAAUCCAUUCAUUCCUACUUUCCUGUGUGUGUGUGUGUGUGGUGUGUGUGUGUGGUGUGUGUGUGUGUGUGUGUAGCCUAUAUGCUUCUUUCUAGAUUGAGAUCAUCUGAUUCCAAAUAGUCUUUAUAAACGCUGUCCCGGCUUCCUUAGAUUUGUAAUGGUUUGAAAGCUGUUCUGGCAUUCACCUCCUUUCCUGAUGUAUUGAGCCUGCUCAUGGCUUCCCAUGAGGCCUAUGGUUGUAAGUUGGUGUUAAAAGUGCAACCAUGGCUCUGCCACACACACACACACACACACCAAAGACAUACUUGGUCCUGGGCCAACUCCCUCCUGGGACCUCUUCUCAUGUGCCAGUCUCCCCGACUGGAGCACUUUACUGUCUCAGCCGCGUGGCUCUGUGGUACUGCCAGGGCAGGUGCAGAAGGCUCCCAGAGCCAGGUGCCAGUGUCAUGUGUGGUCUCUAAAGCAUGCUUACCUCCUGCCUGGGGCUGGCCACUGAAGCAGCUCAUAGGGAAAUAAGAGAUUCUAUGAACUGUAGAAGUAUUCAAGAACAGGAUGCGGCACCCAGAACUUAAACAUGACUGGAUGUCCCUGUACUGUAUCUGUUUCUUAAAGUGCAAACGUCUCCUGCAGACAGUAUCCCGGAUGCUUACUGUGGAUAGAUCUUUGUACUUAAAUAUAUUUUCCUUCUUUUUUUGGUAGAACAGAAACUAGAUCUCCCUCGUGUGUGUGUGUGUGUGUGUGUGUGUGUGUGUGUGUGUGUGUGUGAGAGAGAGAGAGAGAGAGAGAGAGAGAGUGUGUGUAAACAUAAUGCGGGUUUUGUGCCUUGACAGCCUCCCCAUGUGAGGUUUGUAAAUAGUGUCCUGUGACUUCACCUCAAGUUGGAAUAAACAUACAAAAUGGCGUCCCGAGUGAUUCUUCAAAUUUCCUUUCCAGAAAAGAGUUGAUGAAUUGGGGGAGGGGGGUCUGAAAAAUCAGUUUAAAGUCUCUCUUUAUUAAAAUAUGUAAUGGGUAAUGUCUGCUUCUCCUGUUUCCUUCCAGUGUUGUAUAUAUUUUGACUAUUUAUUAGAUUAGGAAGUCAUGUUUCACUCGUCAACUGAGCCAAAUGUCUCUGUGCAAUUGUAUUCCCUUUACCUUUCUUUGUAAAAUAUUGUACAGCAUAAAUGAGUAAAAAAAAAAAAAUCACUGUUUUUCCAAACUUCUCAUAAUUAAGGAUUGUAAAUACCAUAGGUUCUUCUUCUGUGUAAUGUGCCCUACUGUUUCAUAAUGCUGUAACUUGUAGAGAUGUUGUAUAUUUAUUUUCCGCUUAUUUAAUGUCUUAAGUUCUUGAAAGUGUUGACAUCCCUAUCCCUGACACCCCUGCCAUGCCAUGCAUUGCUUCAGCUCCUGAUCAAGGGCACAGUGACUGGUUCUGUUCCCCCAAGGUGGCUUCUGCUUUGGCUUCUGGCAUUCAGUGCUUGGAUUCUGCUGCCUUUCUGAUGAAAUGAGUGUUUUGCUGCCGGUGAGAUACCCUAGAUGCAGUAGCCUGGAAGAUUGGACUCUUAAGAAAAUACCCAUCAAACCCAUUUGUAAAGGAGCUGGAUUCUGAGAAAAACAGAUUUACCAAUAAGUUGGACAUAUCUUUAGAGAAGUAUUAGCAGCAGAUGGGGAAGAUUUUUUUUUCUUUAAUUGAAAGAGUAUCUUUGACAACUCAGUGUUGAGAGAAAUUUAAUCCUGCUGCCUCUUGAGGUAUUGCUGAAGGGCUUCCUUGGGUAAGAGAAGGGCUGGUGGGACCUGUUUCUAGAGCAUUUGCCAAGGCCACCUGUGUCACCAGGACACUCGCUGGCUACUGUCCCCACCUGCUGUGUGCUUCCUAUGUUUUGAGGUCUGUGGACUAUGCCAUUUGGCUCCCACCCCGUCUGCUGCAUAAGGCCAGCUCCUGCUUCCCUCAACGGAGGUCCGAGUCCCCACCGGCCCAGGUGUCAAGAUGGAAAAGCUCAACGGAAGCUCUAGAGCCAUGUGUCUUCAUGUAAAUGGUUUUGUCCUCCCUGCUGAUUUAGCCUGGUGCCUGUGUGUGUCCAUCCGCUCAGUAUGUCUGUGUGCGGGUCGUGUCCACACGUGUCGCUAAAUCAGCGGGGAAUCCCCCCCCCCAACAGCAUUGCACAAAGCAUCCUCAAGUUCCCAGCAAAGUACUUGAUCUCCUUCAAAUGUGUUUUGUUGUCUAGGUUCUGUGACCACUGGUUUCUGUUCCAAACCUGUCAGGUGUCCUUUAGUGAACAGCACUGAUCUGUGUAUAGUACUCCACCACUGAUGUGUCAGAACCCAGCGUAUGUAGCAUUGUAUUGCAGUUCCCUGGCUUCCUUUAUGUUUUGCACUGAUGAAUUUUGACAGGGUAAUUGCCACUGUACCUGUGCAAUACUGCUGUAAAUAACUGCAGAUUUUUUUUUAAGAAACUCAAUCUUUUAUGUUCUUAAUGAAUUUUAUAUAAAUAAAACUUGCGACUAGC
This is a messenger RNA of Apodemus sylvaticus (European woodmouse), 4986 nucleotides long. RefSeq names its product BCL2 like 11 (gene Bcl2l11). Lineage: Eukaryota; Metazoa; Chordata; Mammalia; Rodentia; Muridae. Gene Ontology annotation, biological process: meiosis I. The record is from RefSeq and is a predicted model, not a curated record. The transcript is spliced from 4 exons. The coding region runs from base 10 to 822 and encodes 270 amino acids.